ACGACAGUUUUGAGAGAAAGCACGUGCCCCGUGGAGGGUCAGAGUGCAAUCAUACAACAGGGUGCACAAGCGAUGAUCGGGGGGAUCUUCAGUCUUAGAGGUCCCGGGACUGCGGGAUUUGGGUGUGGCGAUAUCGAUACAGCGAUGAUGCAGUCCUAUGAGGCUAUUAGAUGGGCUCUAGACAGACUUAACAAAAAGAAUAUCAUCCUGAAUGGACAAUUUUUGAACGACAGUUACAUUCCUGGAGUGAAAUUGGGUAUGAAGGUCUUCGAUUAUUGUGGUCAGAAAUCCAUAGCCCUGGGUAGUGCGCAGGGAUUGUACCCUCAGUUUAGUGCUGAAUCCAGGGACUGUGUUAAAAACGACUCACAACUCAUGCUGGGUUUGGUUGGAGCAAGUUCUAGUUCAGUGACCGUAGAGCUGAACAGCUUUGCCACAAUGAACAGCAUCCCACUGGUGUCUCCAACGUCUACAGCUACUGAUUUAAGUAACACAGAAAAAUUCCCCUAUUUCAUGAGGACGGUCCCCACUGAUGGUCCCUUAAUGGAUGCAAUUGUUGCAUUCAUGAACGAGGUAAACUGGAAGUAUGUUGUCGUCAUUUACACGGAGGAUACUUAUGGAGAAGCAGCAUUGGUGGAGAUCAAACCUCGACUGGUAGCGGCCGACAAAUGUCUGACCAUGGCAAUAUCCACCCCAUCCGACGACGACAGCGAUUCUACAAUAGACAGACUAUUGUCUAAAGCGCUGUCAACAGAAGCAACCGGAAUCAUUUAUCUUGGAAGUAGAACAGUGGCCCGUGCUUUAUUAAAGAGAGGCGAAGUUAAACCUGCUGCAGGGAAACUUCAGUGGAUAUUUACUGACAGCAUUUCUCUCUCUGAAAAUUUUCCCAACCAAAAAUAUCCUAGAGGUAUUAUUUCCGUCCUAUCAGGAUCUCGUAAAAUUAUAGAAUUUGAAGAUCACUGGGUUAGGAUAGACGUCAACAACCCAUCAGCAGAGAACCCUUGGUACAAAGAUUGGUACAUGACAGAAAAUGACUGUCGUCUGCCCAGUAAUACUAAUCCGAAAUUCAACAACAAACCUGCAUGUCCAACGCUUUCGGAGGCUGAGAGACGUAACUCGUUUGUCCAAGAUCAGUUUGUGGAACCCUCUGUUCACGCUGUGUUUGGAUAUGCUUACGCAUUGAGGAAGGCUCACCAAGACAAAUGUAAUGGAAUCCCUGGGCUCUGUACAGCUUUGUCUGCCAUGACGACCAAGGAAUUCUACGAAAAUUAUCUACGAGCUGUUGACUUUACAUACACAAAGGAAGAGAGAGUUGAAAGUUUGGCAUCCGUUGGACUUGAACCUUAUAAUGCACCAGCAAAAGUCAAAUUUGAUGCAAAUGGAGACAUCAUAAACCCAACAUACGAUAUUUACAAUUUUAAUGACUAUCCAGGAAGUCAGCCUUUUAAGUUCAAGAGACUGGGAUCACAUAUAAAUGGACGUCUGGAAAUCUUCAGUAACAGAAUUCGAAUGUACGAUAACAGCAGAGACACCCUGUUGAAUCCUCUACCGUCCUCACUCUGUCCCAGCACGGGUUGUAUUCCUUGCAUAGGAACUACUAACACUUACCCGUACAUGUAUCAGCCUGGAGACGUCAUCAUAAAUGGAAUUUUCACUGUUCAUUUAUCUGGAAUUGAACCUUUACGAUGCGGGGCUUUCAGGAAAGGACUUAGACCAGGAGCAAAGAUGGUAGAAGCUAUGAUUUAUGCUAUCAAAGAAGUAAAUAACAGGGGUAUUCUCAAAAAUGUUAAAUUGGGUGGGCUUGGUUUUGAUGAUUGUUUGAAUCCAGUUCUUGGAAAGCUUCUUGUGUCGGAAGUUCAUCAGCAUUCACGAACCAUCAUGGAUUCUUCUAACAAUGCCCUUAACCCAAACACCAUCGAUGUGUAUAUGGGAUCGUUAUUGUACAAACCCACUAUUCCUUUGGCAUCAUUAAUGAAUGAUUUGAAAAGACCACUACUGGGGUACUAUUCUUCAAGCAUGCGACUUCAGUCUUAUCCAUUUUACAGAUAUAUUUUCCCUUCCAAUUAUUAUACACUGAAGGCUAUAGUUCUGAUGUUAAAACGACUUGGAUGGAACUAUGUACAAGCUGUGCAGAGUAAUUUUGAAUACUAUGAUGUAGCGUUUAUGAAUUUUAAAAUGUUGGCGGCUGAAGAAGGAAUAUGCGUUGUAUCUCAUUUUGUUUUUGGAAGGGAUGGAAAUACAUCAAAGGUUCUUAACAUGCUAAAGCAUGAAAUGAAUGUAAGGCCUGUCUUCCUACUUGCUUCUGAUACCGAUACACAGACAUUCUUAACCACUGUCAGAGUAAACAAUGCUGGUGGCAUGUUUCAUUAUUUUACACAUGGAAUGGAAGCUCGAUAUUUGCAAGGCGUAGAAGACAUGGCAGAUGGUUUAUGGAACGUCCAUGUCGAUCCCCUGAACAUGCAAGGCUUUUAUGAUCAUCUUUCCAGACUUCAACCCAACACAUAUUCGGACAACCCCUGGUUCAAAGAAUGGUAUGAAGAAACUUACAACUGUUCACUGGAUGCCUCAAAUAUGAGAUCAUAUAAAACAGUUUGUGCCGACUCAUCUCUAAAUCCAAUUACAAAUAAAAUCAGCAAAUCUGAUGUUGACAUUGCUGCCUCUCCAGUCGUGGCUGGUGUGUAUGCUGCAGCGUACGCAUUAAAUGAGACUCUCAAACAUUACUGUGGGACAUCCUACAGUGGAAUUUGCAGUAAUUUUCUAACAGCAGCUAAUAAAGGCAACGUUUUACUGCAGAAGAUUGAUGAAUUAGCAUUUGAAGUAGAGGCUGGCAAAAUAUUCAGAAUGAAGGAUAAAAGUGCCAACUUUAUUAUUAACUACCAGAACUUCAGAAAUGGUGCAUUUAUACGGGUCGGAAGCUAUAACUUUGAGACAAAUGACUUGUCGAUUCAGACUGGACAGGUUAGAUUAUAUGGCGAUGCCCUAGCAACUACUAUUACUCCUCACUGCACAGAAUUCUGCGCUACCUGCCUGUACAUGUUUAGCAAUCAGAACUACCUGGAUAUUCCAGGUGACGUCAUUAUUCCUGCUAUGUUUGAUGUUCAUUAUCCAGGACGACUCCCAUAUCUAUGUGGAGACUUUCGAUCAAAAAACGGCUUCCAAAAUACCGAGGCUUUCAAGUUUGCAAUUGAAAGAAUCAACUCUAGAAAUGCGUCUGUCAAACUUAACCCUGGCGUAAAAUUGGGUGGAAUCGGUUUUGAUGGUUGCAUGGACAAAAACAGAGCUUCGACAUUAGUAUCAGCCUUAUAUGCCGGAGUAUUUCCCUUAGAUAACGGCCGAUUUACAAUUCCUUUGCAGAAGUUUACUUACUGGCUGACUUACAGCAAUGACUUUACCAUUGACACAGCAGGUCAACAAAUGGGUGUCGUCACACCAGGUGCGACAAGUCCAAUUCUGGAUGAUAAAACAGAAUUUAAAAACUUCUUCCGAACUAUUCCGUCAGAUAGUAUGAUAGCCAAGGCCAUGGCUCAGACAGCGAAAACGUUGGGUUUUGAAUACAUAAUUUCACUGAACGCACCAGAAGAAGGUGCCAGAGAAUCACUCGAAAAAUUUCGGGAGUAUGCAAAAGCUGAAGGGAUAUGUAUUGGAGCCUCUUACGAGUUUGUAUCUGAUGGUACGAUGAAUCAGCUUAUUGAUUACAUUGUAAAGUCCACCAGUCGAGUUGUAGCUGUAUUUGCCGAUCCAGAUCGCUAUAUUGAAGACCUACUGAGAGCAAAAUCCAUUAAUAAUGCUGCGGCAAAUAUCAUCUUUAUGGCCAACAGGGUGUGGUCAAAUCCAAUGAUUUCCAACGUUCCAUCAAAUCUAUUAGCUUUUGCCGAGAGAUCCUUGAUGUUUGGUAUGCCUCAGGUCCCUAUUUCAGAAUUCCGAAACUACCUUAGCAACAAAUAUCCAAACACUUAUAAGGAAAACCUCUGGUUCUAUGAUUAUUAUCAGGACUUCUAUAAGUGUAACCUUGGUGAAAACUGGAAAUAUCCAUCCCAGUGCGUUAAUCCAGACGGCAGACCCAUAACAUCAUCUUCAGGAGUGUUUGUGGAAGAUUACACAGUGCUGCCAACCAUCCAUGCUGUGGAAGCCAUUGCUCACGGUGUCCAUAAAACUCUCGAGAUGAAAUGUGGAGUCGGAUAUACACAUGUUUGCUCAAAAUAUCUGACGGAUAUAAAUACCCAACAAAUGAUCAAUGAAUUCAUGGAUAACAUGACGUAUACCGAUAUUCUAAAUGAAGCAUUCCGAUUUGAAGAAAGAGAAGUUGAAAAGGGCAUGAAAGUUUUUGUAAUGAAUAAUUACUCACCAACUGAGCAAGGAACAUUUGACCAUCUCAAAGUUACGCUGGAUGCAACUUUCCCUACCCAGAAUUAUGCAAACAUUCCUGCCAAAUGUGUUGGUGACUGCGCUGUGUGCUAUGAGAAAGGUGUUGGCACUGAGAAAUUCACAUAUUUCCCCGCAGACAUCAUGUUGAUAGGUUUAUUCGACGUACAUAAGAAAGGUCCAACGCCUUAUACAUGUGGAGAGAUAAAUCACAAGCAUGGCGUACAGCUAGUAGAGGCCUUCCAUUACGCCAUUGAGUACGUAAACAGUCGAAGUGAUAUUCUACCAAGAGUAACCCUUGGCGGUAUAGCUCUUGACGUUUGUGAAAGUCCCGAACGCGCAGGAAAUCUUGUGGCCAACAUACACAGCAAGAAUUUGGAACUUAAGAAUAAUGAAAAUAUCUUGGAUCCUGCUAGGUUUGAUGCAUAUAUUGGAACAAUUGAAAGCGAGUCCUCCAUCCGAGUUGCAGAUGUCUUGAAUUCUCUUGGUAUACCCCAGAUAAGUUACGGAGCGACGACGCUGAAGUUAAUGGACCAGAUGAAAUACCGCUAUUUCAUAAGAACUGUUCCAGCAGAUGACAAACAAGCUCGAGCAAUUGUUUCAUUUUUGAAAAGAUUUAAGCUCUACCAUGUUCAAGUCAUCCAUUCCUUUGACAGUGUUGGAGAAUUUGGUCGAGAAGAAUUUUCACGACUGGCUUUUCUUAACAGAAUAUGUAUUGCUCAGAACAUAACUGUGGGACGAAGCGGGCCAGUUCAAGCAACAGAAGCUAGAUCUGCCUUGGCUCAACUUUACAACAAAGCAGAUGCUAAAGUAGUCAUUCUUUUUGUUGAUGACCCGAUGCCAUUUUUAGAGGAAAUUGAGAAAGAUUACUCUCUUAGAAGUGCUUUUAGAUUCAUUGGAACAGACAAAUGGGGUGAAGAUCCAGAUAUCUGGAAUGGACUUGAAAAUAUAAAGCGAAACAGAACUGCGGUGACAUUUGACAUUGAGACCGCUGACCUACCACUCUUUGACAAAUAUCUAGAGGAUAAGACUCCAGAUACCUACACAUUUAACCCCUGGUUUAAUGAGUAUUAUGAGCUCGUCUACAAUUGUUCCCUAUCUAGUGGAAGUAAAGUACCUUGCCCUACAAGAAAGUAUGGAAUUCCAAGAGCCAAGGGCUAUAUCCAGGACCGAUAUGUUCUUUAUGUCGUCAAUGCCGUUCUUUCUGCAGCUAUUGGGACACAGAAAGCUAUUGAGAAACUCUGUCCACCCGAUACUCAAGGCCUGUGCAAUCUGUUCCGUACCAGCGGAGAGAGGCGCCAAGAAAUAUUAAAUGGUGCCAAACAGGCUCGCUUCGAGGAUGCCACACAACAACCUUUUUUCUUUACGGCAGACGGACAAAGUGAUCGUGGUUAUCAUAUCUGGGAGUCCCUCCAGGUCCCAGGCCAACCAGACAAUUAUUAUCUUGAAGACGUUGGAAGCUACAAUGAUACGCAUUAUCUGAAGAUAGAUGCUAGAUACGACCCAAACUGGUACGCACCAUGCGAUGGGGUUGCUUCUUGCAACUGUCCUUUUCCCGAAUACCAGCCUUCUAGGUAUAUGUUAAAUGCAUCCAGAAACCAACUUAACGUCGUGUAUCUGUCUGACAUUCAUGAAUCAGAUCCAUAUAACCCUUAUGCUUGUGGAAAGAUUGACACUGCUUCAAACUUCCAGAAUCUGAUGGCUUUCUUUUACGCAUUAAACUUGGUUAAUCAGUAUGUUAACUUUCCUGCCACACUGAAACUUGGAGGUAUAGCUUUAGAUACCUGCUCCACAACAGGUAGGAUAGGACAAGAUUUGUACAGUUUACUCAGCGGAGAGGGAAUUUGCGGAGACGAAGGUGUUGGACAGGUGAUAGACCCAUCAACCAUUGUUGUUCACUUGGCUAAAAAUUCGGAAAAUGCCAUUGCUACGAGUAGUAUCCUAUCUCCAUUGAAAAUAACCAGCAUGAGUCAGAGUGCAACCUCUGUGGAACUUAGUGAUAAAACCAUUCACAAUUACUUCCUCAGAACGGUUCCUCCUGACAAUAUCCAGGCAAUUGUCAUGGCUGAAGUCAUCACAGCAUUUGGAUGGGAUUACAUAUCUGCCGUCUACACGGAGAACGCAUAUGGCAAAUCUGCAAUUAAAACCUUCUUAGAGAAUACAGCCAUGAACAAGAAAACUUGUACUACUCUGACAUCGUCCAUGAAAACUGAUGCUACGAUUGUAAAUGCCAGGAGUGUCAUUGAUAGUCUUAACCAGAGAGUUGGCGCUCGUGUUGUUGUCCUGUUUGUUACAGCUCAUCAUGCAAGACUUUUACUACAAGCAACUUCAGAAGCAGGUCUGAAUCAGCGAUUCAUCUGGUUUGGAAGUGAUACUUGGUCAAAUGAUAUGUCUGUAGUAAAAGGUUACGAAGACGUUGCUUUAGGAGCUUUGACUAUCCAAAUUAAAUCUGAGAUCAUCAACAACUUCAAAGCGUUUUUGAAAACUCUUUCUUUCCAAAAUCGUCAUGGCCUCCCCGAUGAUUGGUUUGAAGACAUUUAUCAAACAUUACACCAAUGUAGGAUUCUAACAAGCUCAGUCAGAAAAACCUACACACAGAUUUGUGCAGGAAAUGAGCAGGUCACAGACGCCAUGAUACCCCAAGAUCCAUAUGUACUACAUACUAUUAUAUCUGUUUUCAUGAUCGCACAGGGUUUAAACCGAAUUGAUGCUUGCAAAUCAUCUAAUUUGGGAAUCUACUCUUGCCUAUCCCUUCAAGAAAAUAAACUAGAUCUUAUUUACAACGGUAUUUCUGGGGCACAGUAUCGUGUUUUGCCAAAUGACUUGGGCGAUAAAUCGUUCAAUUUCAGAUUUACAGAUGGUGGUUACGGUGACAUUGGAUACAACAUUCUUAAUUUUAGAAGAGAUUCUGCAACUGGACAAUACGAAUAUAAGCAGAUUGGUACAUACCAACAAGAACUAAAUGUCGAGAAAAGCCUCUACCAGGGUUCAAGCUUCGUUGCACGAGCACUUCCAUCGUCUAUUUGUCCAAUUGGAGGGCGCUGCCUGUGUGAGUAUGCCAAUGGCACCACAUACUACCAAGAGCACGAGGGAACCCCAGGAGUCUCAUAUUACAAAUUAGAUGAUGGAAGUUACGUCAAUGCACAAACAGGACAAGUAAUUCAAGUUGAAAAUGCUCCUGAAAUUGAUGAUCGUUUCCGGGAUAUUUGGGGCAUUAUUGUUGCAACCUUAGCUGGUAUUGGAGUGUUUGCUUCUCUUUGUGUGUUCAUCUACCUAUUGGUCAACUACCCAUUCAAAAGUGGAACAACGGUUUUAGGAUUUAUGUUAUCGUUUGGUAUUGUUUUAAUGUAUGCCAUGGUGUUUGCUUUUAUCGUUCACGCCACGGAAGAAGUUUGUGGUCUUCGAAGGUUCUGCCUUGGUCUUGUCUAUGUGAUCUGUUAUUCAGCGUUGUUCUUAAAGGUGAUUGACUGCUGGAGAAAUAAGGAGAAAGAAGUUGAGUAUGUGUCGCAUUAUAAAAAGCUCGGGAAACCACUGGGUCUUUUCUUUGUGGCCUGUCUUCUUGUCCUCAUUCAGUGUCUGAUAAACACAGAAUGGUUGAUCUUAGAAAGUCCCACGAUGGAACGUGUUAUAUACAACAAUAUGUUGUGGCCUCGUUGUAUGCCAGACGAUUUCUACGAUGAAGGUCUAGUGCUGUCUCUUGUUUACAUCAUGGUUAUUAUUUGUUUAAGUGUUAUUCUUGGUUUGUUUUCAUGGAAAUCAACCAAGAAUCACAGGGAAGUCAGAUGGAUCCUGGGUAUUUUUGCUUUGGGAAUUCCAGUGUGGGUAGUCUCUUGUGUUAUUGCUACGCUAGGAGAAUACAAAAUGCGAGACCCUGCCAUAGCCAUAAGUCUUCUGAUGAAUGCCACCAUCAUGUUUGUGCUAGGUCCGCUGCGCAGAGUGUACCUUCUCAAUAACUUUGACGCCAAACUCGAGCAAGAGGAAGAGGAACAUAGAAGCGUCAGAGACUCUAUGUACGGACGACAGUAUGACAAUGUGGGUAUGCUUCACGACACUAACUCAAUGCGGGGCAGUAUGAAUGUACAAGAACAAAUGUAUUAUCCUGAGAAAAAUUUACCAUAUUAAGGAUGCGUUUUAUAGAGGAACUUUGAAUUAAGAAAAGAUUCUGCAAACGCUUGAAAAUGGAAUAUGCAGUAAACUGUUCCAAUGGAAUGACCAGAUGGCAUUUUUACUGGUGUCUUGCCAAAUGUCUUCGGUAGACUUUAUAUAUCUUCGGUGCUAUAUGCACUCCGAAAUUCAAGGCUUGCUUCUGUUUACUAGAACAGGGAGAACUUGCUGUGAUAAAUAUUAAUUAAAAGUUCUAGCUUCUAUACAUCUCUUGUUAAGUUGAUUAUGAUAAACCGAAUAUUAUUUGUCCCCGAAUCUCCUAGUGCUAAAAUGAGAAUUAUUCCGCUGAGAACAUUUAGCUAUAGCUAUGGAGUGAAUGAGUGUGAUAUGAAGUGAGAUAUUAGAUGAGAAACAUUUAACACAUUGAAGUAUAGAACCUUUACAUCACUAUGUCACGAAUGAAAGUUGUCUGAAAUAUAUUUAUGUAUAUGAUUUUGUAUAUUGUUUAUGAUGUAAUGAAGUUUUACAUAUAUAGCAUUUUGUAUUUUUUAUAAUA
Saccostrea echinata is the source of this 9019-nucleotide messenger RNA. RefSeq lists its product as uncharacterized. Gene Ontology annotation, molecular function: group II metabotropic glutamate receptor activity. Lineage: Eukaryota; Metazoa; Mollusca; Bivalvia; Ostreida; Ostreidae. The coding region runs from base 73 to 8481 and encodes 2802 amino acids. Gene Ontology annotation, biological process: G protein-coupled glutamate receptor signaling pathway; regulation of synaptic transmission, glutamatergic. Gene Ontology annotation, cellular component: membrane. The record is from RefSeq and is a predicted model, not a curated record. The transcript is spliced from 15 exons.